Messenger RNA from Tympanuchus pallidicinctus (lesser prairie-chicken), 7373 nucleotides. It is a transcript of the gene AKAIN1, whose product is annotated as A-kinase anchor inhibitor 1. Lineage: Eukaryota; Metazoa; Chordata; Aves; Galliformes; Phasianidae. The coding region runs from base 4101 to 4424 and encodes 107 amino acids. The transcript is spliced from 9 exons. The record is from RefSeq and is a predicted model, not a curated record.
AAAAUAAUAUAAGAUAUUAAAAUGAACAAAAUCUAUUGUUGAUAUACAUUUAGACCAAUAAUUAUCUUUUGGGAAAAAAAAAAAAAAACACAACUAUUUUUAUUGGAUUUGAAUGCUACAUAGGAACAGAAGGCAUUGUUCAGUUAGGUAUUUUUAAAAAUUCAGAGAUGGGUAUUGUUAGAAUAUAAAAUAGUUUUGUUGUCAUUAGCAGUAUAAUGCACUAAUAGCUGAUUUAUUUUAAGGUUAUGAUCAAUUUCUCUAUAAAACAGGGAUCAUCACUGGAGGAUAUUUUGCUUUAUCAAGCAUGGAAUACUGCAUACAAUAUAGACAUCAAAAUCAGUGAAUGAUGUCUAAAAUGCUGAUAGCUCAUGAAAUUAGAAACAGAAAGGAAAUACUUGUUUUUCAUAAUUUUGAAGGUGUUAGGCUUACAAUUCUUGAGAAAGAAGCAAGAAAUGAUUCCCUAUGCUUUUUAAUUCCUCUUUUUUUUUUUUUUUUAAUACCUAAAGUAGGUGCUAGAGGUUAGUACAGCAGGGUAAUGGGGAACUGUGAUCAAAAUUAAAUUUCCUCUUUUUCCACUCCCUCAAAUAUCCUUUCAUUUUAACUGAGGUGGCAAGUUUUAUUAACUAGGAAGUACUCGCUUUCCUAAAAAAACUGCAUUAUUCACCAUGGUCCAGGCUGGCAAAGAAGGGUCUUGCACUUGCCAGUCCCUUCUAUGAGGAAAAAGUGUCUGACUUAUUUGUUUCUGUGUUAGUUCAGAAGGCCCCAGGAUAUGGAACAGAACUACAAGGAAAAAAGGUGCAACAUGGAGAAAGAGCUAUUUUCCUUAAUGGGACCUGGUAGAAAUGAGUUAAAGCUCAUUUGCAGUCUGACAUGAUAGCUUCUGUUAUACAGCUUUCACUCCACCUAACCUAGCACAGUCAAGGCAAAGAGCAGCACAGGAGGAUUAAGUGCACUGGCAAGUGACCGAAAUUCACUGCUGGAGCACAGGGCACAGCCGUGGCCUAUUGCAAUACUUGCCAGCAGUGUUCAGACUGGGAUUUUCUAUUUUAGCUGGUUUUACCAACUUGUAAGUCCUGCUCACCUUUAAAGAAUUCCACCUUCUGGCACACUGCCACUCAGCAAGAGGGAGACUUCAUUGUGUGAUUUCAGUCUUAAAUUGAUUCAGAAUCAGUGUUCACUUGUAGUCUGUUACCUGGAAUUUCAUGUCAUGUUUUUUUUUUUGUUGUUUUUUCAGACAAGCUGCUGCUAGUUUAACUGUUAACUCGCAGAGUCAACAAAAUAAGUCAUCUUUGGAUUGCAGUCUGCUAUGUGUAGUUAACAAGAGAAGACACAAAAAUAGUGAUAAUAUGAUCCAAAGGGAUAUCGAGCCUUUAUUUAAAAUUUGUAAAUACUCAACUAUUGUCAACACUUCAUUUGAAGUAGGAAUGGGCAAAAAAUGCAUUAUUUUUUGGCACAUGGUUGGACAACAUUGAUCAUUUGCGAUACCUAUAGCAUAUGAAAGUGUUAGACCAGUUUCUGGAUGCUGGGGAAGUAACGAAUGCGUGCUUGAAUGAAAGGAAAGCUUAAGGCCUACAGUUCAAAAAACACAUAUAUUGCCCCCUGACAUUUGUGCACAACCAAUUGAGAUGUCAAUUUCAGUCAUAUGGAAAAGCAGAAGAUGCUAUGUACAGAAGCAGAUGUAUGGCAGCUCCAAGCCAUAACGGUUUUCCAGCAUGGCCUUACUCCUUCAGAUAUUUAUAAAGCUCUGAAACUCUAAGACCUUCAACAAUUCUGAUAGGAACAGAACAGUGCUGAGAGCUCUAUAUGACAGAAAUAGACUGAAGUCUCUCUGUUUUUCAACAAUCUGCAGCUAAGUAUCUAAUUUUAUAAAAAUGAACUUGAAAAACACGUAGACCUUCUGAAUAAAGUUGUUCCAAGUCUAAAACAUUUAUUAUUAAAGUAAAGCAUGAAUAUCAAAAGGCUUGGUCAACAGCAGAAAUACUGUGUACCUAUAUCCCAGAUUCCUUGUAGGGUACAUAUGCAUAUAUUUAUAUAAAAUAUUUCUAUACCUGGGAUAUCUGUGUACAUUUAAAAGCCUGUAGCUCUUGAAAGGAUACAACAAGAUUGUCAUGGGUGGUACUAAUAAUAUAUUGAAAAUCUCAGUGAAUGGAAAUUCCGAAUAUAUUUUCUUUUUCAUAGUGUUGACCACUUUGCAUAAAUGUAUAUAGGACAGUAGGAGCGUAUUGCAUACUCUGCAUGUAUUUAGAUUUAAAGCUGAAUUUUAAUGUAGAACUAAAAGAAAGGACUGGAAGUAUGCACUGAAUAUAGAUGGUCUUAGAGGAAUCACAAAAUUAUGAGAAUUGUGAUAAAUGAUAAUUUCAACUUUUCUGUUUUAGAAAAAAAUACAUUUUCUAAGGCAAAAUCUUUUUUUUUAAUUUAAAGACACACACAAAAAAAGCAAAAAACGUGAUGACAGCAACAAAGCAUACUGCUUACUUCUGUGGUUUUCUGACUUCCUCCCAGCAGGCAAUUUAUACAUUUGAGUAAUCUACAUGUACAAGCAAGUUAGCUGCGGGGAAGCUCAAUUUUUAGAAUAUUUUAGAGACAAAAAUACUGAAGUUCUCAUUCUUCACUAAUGAAGAUCCUGAUUUUUUUUCAAGGUCACAGAUACCAGAAACAGUGCUUGUAUGAACAAAUCCUUGCAGUGGCAUUGCAGAGUAUUCAGGCAAGAGGAUGUCAUCUGCUAGCAUUCCACUCUAAGAUGAAAAAUUCAUUUUUCCCUUUUGCUCUAGAAAUUGAAAUUAAAAAAAAAAAAAAAAAAAAACAACAAAAUACUGUGUAGCUUCAGGCAGGGUUCCUCUUUGGGGGAAAUUAUCAAUUAUCUGCAGAUUUUUGGUUGUUUUAUACUUGUCGUCAGCAUAACUGUAGUUUUACAGAGUAGAGUUUUCAGGACUGUGUAUCUUCAGAUGAAGAUAUUUGUCCUACUUGGCAUACUGUCAAAGCUUGUUAAUGUGUUUCUGUUGUGUUUAAGAUUGCAUAGGCAAAGCACAGGAGAACAGUUGGAGUAAAAGCAAGAAUAUACUGUGACAAAUAUUCUCAAACUUACACUUAUUCAGCUCUAGUACAAAUAAAAUGCAAAUCUGUAUUUGCUGUAUCUAAUGCAGUUAUAUUUAAGAACAACUUUUCACUUGCUUACAAAGUCAGUAGCCUCAGAUAAUGCUUGUUGUUUUGUGUUCAUUGUAUUAACCUCCAACAUUUAGAAUCUGCAUACACAUUUUUUGUCCUGAGUGUGAGAACCAUGGAGUAUCUUUUGAUAUAUAUCUAUCACAGUAGAAAUGUCUAGUGGUAUUGACUGUGUCUAAGCAGCAUUUAAUCUUGUUUUUGUAUACUAGGGAAUCUCUUUUCCUCGUGUCCUAAAUAAGCCCAUUACCAUUCCCCCAUUCCCAUUUCCUUUUAAAAAAGAUUAAAGUUUUCCUGAGCUGUGCUUAGGGCAUUAAAGAUUUUUUUUUUUCCCUCAGAUGCUGAUUACUUUGUUAACACAUAAAGUGAAUAGAAAGUUUGUUGUUUAGAAAGGAAAUUUGCAAUGGAAUGUUUCUCUAUGUUUCUUUCAAAACUUUAGCAUUGUGGGUUGUUUUUUUUUCCUUUUCUACUUUAAACUUCAUUUUUUGAGAUGACAGUCUUCUAAAGGCAUAGUUUUCUGCUUAUGAAGAACUUGCUUCUGACAACUUCUUGGUAAUUCCAGGUAAAGUGUUCACAGGUAGGCCAAUAGUUGUAUACAGAACGAAGAAUGGAACUCACCCAACUGGUAAAGGGGAUCUCUGGCUAAUCAGCACUCAUCAGGAAGCAGUGUAGGUCCAAAAGAUGUUCUUCUUCCAGUGGCUGACCCUUACAUGAGCCCAUCACUGUGGCUGAUCCAUGCCCCCUGGGUCAGCCACACUCCUUCACUAAGCUUCUCUGGCAAACUUGAAGUUUUAAAAAUGAGUGGCUUUGAUUUCCUUCCAGGUAGAAAAACAUUCAGAUGCCUUCCUAUGGAAUAUUAGCUGUACAUUAUUGUGAACAAACUGUUGAAACAUUGAACAUCUUCAGGUAUAUUCCAUAGUCUAGAAACAUCAGAGUAUAAGAUGUCCCACACAAGGGUGAGGCAGAACUGGAUACAGUACCCCAGAAGUGGUCUCACCGGUGCUGAGGGGAGGGGAAGGAUCUCCUACUAUCACAUGCUGGAAACAAGAAGGCAGCUGAACCCACAUCUCUCAGGUGAGAAACCAGGACCAGAGCAAGACGAGGUUAAGCUGCAGAAUGCCAGCAAGCAGAUAGUGCAGACUGCUAUCCUCCAAGCUGUGCAGCAAGUUUCUCGGGAGAACCAACAAAAGGAGAAGCGAACAAACAGCAGCAUGAGCCUCCAGCUAGAAAGAGGAAAGUUAACCAAGAAGCAUGAAAAAAAGUAAAGGAGCAGCUUGUUCGUAUUGAUCCUUCCGUCUGCCAUGAUUUCAGCCUUCUCUUUAGUAUCAGCUGUACUGCUAGCGCCAUGCUACUGUUGUGAAGCAAACCAAAGUAUAAUCAACACCUAGACAUAGAGUAAAGCUGCAAUAGUCUUCAGCUGAAAAAUAUUAAGUGCAUUAGAUGACUAACUCCAUAUUUACGCAGUGCCUCAUAAAAGAAACAAUAACCAUAGCUGUAAGGGUAGUUUCAAGCACAAGGUUUAUUGUAUGGACAUAUUUUCCAAAGCAUGUUGUCAGUGCACUUCCCUGUCAGUUCUACGUGCAAUGUUGCUUCCAGGCCAGCUGGUCAGACUCUGUCUUACCGGGUUCACUGAAGCUGUCUUCACAGAAGAAACAGUUUACUAUUGUGUGUAGCAGAAUGCUCUCAGGCUGCUUUGAGAUAUGAGAUUGUCAUUUGUUUUGAUUAACCAUGGAUGUGUAAAAUGGAUUUGGCAAGUUUCAAGAACCAUUCUCUUUUUUUUUUUUCAUCCUGGAAAAAAGAAAAGCAUCCACUAUGACUUUGCAGCAACUAUGGUCUAUGUCUGUGAACAUAGAUCUGUGAUGUUUGUCUCUUUUUGUAAGAAGUUAAAAUAAGUACUGAAAUUUUGGUCCACUUAUUUGAAGUACCUUCUGAACUUCUGUACAAAAAUCACUUGUGCCUCAACCACUCCUUUUAAUUUUCUUGAUAUUGAAAGAAGAGAAACAGAUGUGCUGAUAUGGAGUUUGGUAGCUAUGAAAGUUUUGAAAGUUUGCUGUGACUUGUUUUACAGAAAUGAAUACUGAAGUGGCUUCACGAAAAAAGAUUUUGACUUUAUUAAUAUUUGAAGAAUGGAAAUACACUGUGUCUGAAUUCUCUCAUGGUAGAGGUUUCUCACCUGCUGGGCAUAAAGUGACUUUAGAUAUUUGCAAUUGUCACAUAGAUUGACCUCAGAUAGCGCUGCUUUAUGCUGGUAAUGCAGAACUUAUCCUUUAACUACUCUAUAUAGCUGAAGAAAUCCAUUAUAUUUCUGAAAAUACACAUUAAAUAAAUGCAUCUUUAACUUUUAUGCUCCCUUACUGUAAUGAUGAUUGCACUAUUACACAGCUUAAGUGAAUAAUAGUUUAUUUCAUUCUGGAAAUGGCUUGUAGCUCUACUUCAUCUGAAUUCUUGUAGUAAUAUACCUAGAAAUAUAUUGGAAGCAGAUGCAAAGAAUCUGCAAAGUAAGAUACAAACUUUCAUAAUUGCUUUUCUACUCAGCAAGAUGUGUCUCAUAGUGACUUUUUGAUUUAAGUAAUUGGCUAUUACUACGCUCUACUACCUGUGUUAAUCAAUUUCAGGAUUCUUUCUCAUGGCUAGGGGCUUAGUCACAAAUAACCACAUACUGUAAUAUUGAGCCUCUUAAAUCUACUUGUGUAGUGAAAAUGCUAGUCACAGCUUGAACCAGUGACUGAGCAUCUGGUGGGAAGGCAGAGCCAACCCAGGGGAACUCAGGUGCAUGUAAUGCCCCUGAGUGAAAAGAAGGGGUAGAACCACGAUCCAUCCCUUCCCAGACCUCAUUUAGGGGUUGGUGAUGGGAGUGGGGGUAUCACUUGCUGGAGAUUUUUACAUACCUGAAGCCUUCUAAGAGUAAGCAGAUUCUUUUCUUUGUGUCCAUAGUUGGUGUAUUGGAACUUAUCUGCUGUAGCCUAGGUAUUUGCUACUGUGCUGUCAUUGUAAUGUUUUCUAUUGUACUGGUAUCACAGCUUGUGUUGUUUGGUUGUUUCUUUUAACAGCAUUGAGUUAUACCAGAAAAUGCUCCAGCUCACUCUUUAUUUCAUUUAAAAAUGCUAGGAUGAAUUCAAUGUGAAGUUGUUAAAAAUCCUUUAAUAAUUAGGACUUAACUAUAUUGCAAGUACACAGUUUGUUUGUUUCUCUAGGUUCUGGAUGGAUUCCUCAGCCAAGCAAGCUUUGAAAGAAGGAAAUAUUUGGUCUUGAAGCAUGUGUGUAUUUGUUGUAAUAGUUAUAUUUUUACUAUUAGCUUUUUCAUCAAUUGUCCUUCUGUUAGGCGAUAGCUCUUUUCUGAACACUCAUUGUGUCUUUGCUUUCUGAGAACCUAAGAAAGCUGUCUGCGAGUCAAGGUUCAAUUCUGAAGCUGAGGAGCAGGCAAGAGGAGUGGAUGAGGGAAAACAAGCCUCCUGAAGAGGCUUUGUGAUGCUAAAUGGUGUUUGCCUACAGUAAUGUAAGAGGGAGAACAACAGGACAACAAAAACACAACUUAUUUAGGAUUACUCUACUUUCUUUUUUUUUUUGCACAGAAACUUGCAAGACGUGUAUUUUUAUAUCUUUUUGGUACUUGCACCUUUCAUAGACUGGAAGAUUACAUGUCUAUAUUUUUUUCUUAAUCUCUAUGUUAUGCAAAUAAGUACUUAAAAAUAACAGUGGAUAUAGGCUUUUUGCUGUUACUUCGUAUGAACCUAUUCUACCCUCCUUCCACUGUGGUCUUCUGUAUUAUCUCUUUACUAUCCUAGCCCUUGUUACUCAACCAGUACCUUGUGCCCUUCAUUUCAGUGCUGUCAUAAGUCUCACAUCAUAGAGAAAGAAUGAUAGGAAGCCUCACAGAGCUGUGAGGUGGUUUGAUAGGAGACUAUCAAAAAAAACCCAAAUACUCUCGCAUAAAUAGCGUAGUUUUCCUUGAGACCCCAAUAAUGAAUUUCCUAUCUGUACUAUAUGUCUCUAAAUUAAGGCAUGCAUUUAGUAUCUCCUAUCUGUUGACAAAGGAUGUUCUGCACACGAUUUGCAUCUGAUGUACAUAGUUGAGAUCUAUACUGCAUGCGAGGAAAGCGGAUAAUUUUAGUAAAUUCAUGGGUAGAUCAUAUUUCUGGGAGAAAAACACAGACUAUAAAUUAUUACAGAUGUGAUGCAGAUUGGAUUACAAAUAAAGAAAUUUCAACACCUUA